AUGGCAUCGACAAGACCUGCAAUUGGGCGAAGAUGCGGGAACAUCCGCUUCACAAUGCCUAUCUCCGCUGCUCGCCGCUACUGUUACAAACCUUCAACCACGCGAAACGCUGGAAUUUUUACUUAUACCUCUGACCAUUCCUUCAUCAUAGACCGAGAUGGAUGUUUCCAUUCUCAGGGAUUAGAUGCCCAGACCUCAGGCCAGCCUCCUGCUGUUGCGAUGGAGGCGCGCGACAUUUUCUUGUACGUAGCGAGUGAUGAUAUAUUUGGAGACAAAUGUGCUGAUAUGGCUAGCUUGAAAUUUUGCAAGAGUUUCCUCGAGGGAGUCGCGACACCGCCGCCUACCGAUACUGAGCUGAUUCCAGAGAAUGGGAAGCCCGCAACACAAUAUCCGCUCGUGUGCCUUGGCCACGCCAUUCUUCAUUCACAUUCACAUACGUGUGAAAGCUCUCAUCAUCAGCUGUUUCAUCGACCAGACUUCUUCAAUGAAGUAAAGUACAGCACGUCCUCACCCAGCUCAGAUCAGCUCGCCAUGGCGACUUCUACUACGCUCGUCGAUAGAUUUCGCGAAGAACUUGAGCAAAUCUGCCGUCUCGAACCCCAUACGCUGAAUCCAGUCACCCCAUGGCUACUCCAUUCACAGCUGGUAUUUCGAGUGCCUCCUGAAGAGAUGGGAACGCUCUGCGACUCUUUCCGACUCUGCACCUCUGUCGGACCUCAUUCAUGGCCAUUGGGUCGAAGAGAAUGGAGUGCACGUACUCAUGGGCCUGGAGAUCUGGCAGAGCACACGCGCUGGCCGAUCCGCCGGCUCUCGCGUUAUGUCUCUGGCCAACAACGACCCAAGGCAAUCGGCCAAGCGACUUCAGCACCUCAGACUCAGCGCUUCGACGGAGAUAGAACCCAGUGCAGGAGCUCCGACUCCCUAAGCGAUACUGGACUAUAG
Molecule: messenger RNA, 942 nt
Organism: Pseudocercospora fijiensis CIRAD86
Lineage: Eukaryota; Fungi; Ascomycota; Dothideomycetes; Mycosphaerellales; Mycosphaerellaceae
Exons: 4
Coding region: 1-942 (313 amino acids)
Source: RefSeq, a predicted model, not a curated record